AUGUGCAUGACCCUUUUACGUUGUGCUAUCCACACUUCGGAUCACGGCAUAUUGUGCAUUGUCCGAACAAAAGCCAAGUGCGCCAUUUCUCAUUUUGCUCUCCCGACAACAAAUUACCUGGCCAGCACCUUGCAACAAUGCGCUUGCUUCUCUGGGUCCUGCUCGCGACUCUGGUCGCUCCUUGUGAACGCCGAAGCGGCCACGUCCAAGCUGUCGAGCACCGAUGACACGAAGAUCGACUCUGUGUUUGAGGACCGCGUCCUGACUGCCAACUACAACGUCGGCGGCAACAAACGAAGCCUGAGGCGUCAUGACGACGUCAAAGAAGAGCGAGCGCUGCCAACCUCAAUCUCAAACCUUGUGAACCGUGGAAAAGAUGCUUUAACCGGAACGACAACUAGUCUAUCUGCCCAAGCGAAGAAAAUGUACGAGAAGCUACUGCAGCAGAAGUUCAUCAAGCUGUACAACAAGGGCGAGACGCCCCUCACCCUACGAGCGAAGCGCAUGGGAACCGACAACGAAUUCGUGGCCAAAUACAAGGCUUUCUGGGACUUCGUCCGCAAGAACGGAAAUGUGCCCAAACCGCAAUGA
Molecule: messenger RNA, 591 nt
Organism: Phytophthora sojae
Lineage: Eukaryota; Oomycota; Peronosporomycetes; Peronosporales; Peronosporaceae
Exons: 1
Coding region: 1-591 (196 amino acids)
Source: RefSeq, a predicted model, not a curated record